Purpureocillium takamizusanense is the source of this 1323-nucleotide messenger RNA. RefSeq lists its product as uncharacterized. The record is from RefSeq and is a predicted model, not a curated record. Gene Ontology annotation, cellular component: membrane. Bases 1 to 1323 code for a protein of 440 amino acids. Lineage: Eukaryota; Fungi; Ascomycota; Sordariomycetes; Hypocreales; Ophiocordycipitaceae. The transcript has 6 exons. Gene Ontology annotation, biological process: transmembrane transport. Gene Ontology annotation, molecular function: transmembrane transporter activity.
AUGAACGGUGGCGAGAUUGAUGUCGUGAAGCGACUGAAGCGCAAGUCAGACCUGAUACUCCUGCCACUCUUGACAGUCGCGUAUCUUCUGAACAAUGUUUCCAACGCGCACACGGCAGGCCUUGAGGAGGACCUCGGUCUCAUGGGCAACCAGUUCAACCAGGUUCUCACGUAUUAUCAAAUCCCCUUCAUUGUGUUUGGCCCUGGCAUCACGCUCCUCACCAAGUGGCUAGGAGCCCGGUGGACCAUUCCCGGCAUGCUCCUCGCUUUCGGGUCCGCGUCGUUAGCUAGUGGCUUCGCACGGGAUUUCAGGGACAUUGUCAUCUGCCGCGUCUUUGUUGGGGCAUUCGAGUCGGGCUUUCUUUCCUCCGUCAUCUACUAUCUGUCUAUAUGGUACACGAGGGCGGAGCUAGCCACCCGUAUUGGCAUCUUCUACGCCGCCUUGGUUGCGUCGUCUGCGUUUGGCGGCCUCUUUGCAUACGCUAUAUUUCACAUCCAUGGCGGCUCACGACCCAACUGGUCCUAUCUAUUUUCCCUCGAGGGCGGGCUUACGAUUCUAUGGGCGCUCGUUCUACUUGCGCUGCUCCCUUCCUCUUCAGCCUCGGCGUGGUUUCUGACAGACGAGGAGAGGGCCACGGCCUGUGCGCGUCUUGAGCAGGACUCCGUGACUUCGCUCGAAGGCGGGUUCAGUUGGCGAGAAGCGUUUGGGGAAUUUAGGACGGUGCACGGUUACAUCCGUAUCGUGCUUUCUUUUACGGCCGGGGUCACCUUGACGUCUAAUGCCAACUUCCUCGCCAUGAUUGUGAAACGACUAGGCUACAGCGUCAUCAAGACCAACCUCUCGUCAGACUACUUCCGCGAGCGAGGCUUCCACGGGACCGCAUCCACGAUCAUCAGCUUGAUCGGCUACCUCCUUCUCAUCACGAUCAACACUUCCAACACAUCGGUUCUGUACUUUGCUAUGUUUCUAUGUACCGCAGGCGCGUACCCAUCGCAAAUCAUUGGUGCGGCUUGGAUGGUCAUCAACAUCCCAAACCUCAACGCACGCGCCAUGAUGAGUGGGCUGGCCACGUCCGCAGGCAACAGCGGGGGCCUAUUGUCUAGCAAUAUUUAUCGCACUGAGGAGGCGCCUCGCUACAUUACAAGCUUGAGGACCAACUUGUCGAUGUGCUCCUUCGUCAUCGCGGCCACACUAGCGUAUUCGAUGUGGAUGAGAUGGGAAAACAGGCGCCGCGACCGGGAGCAAGGCUUGACGGGUUCUGCCGAAUACACGACGGGGGGAAUCACUAGCACAAGAGAUCCACGGUUCCGGUUCCAGGCCUAG